Molecule: messenger RNA, 843 nt
Organism: Egretta garzetta (little egret)
Lineage: Eukaryota; Metazoa; Chordata; Aves; Pelecaniformes; Ardeidae
Product: sulfotransferase 1 family member D1
Exons: 8
Coding region: 1-843 (280 amino acids)
Biological process (GO): sulfation
Cellular component (GO): cytoplasm
Molecular function (GO): sulfotransferase activity
Source: RefSeq, a predicted model, not a curated record
AUGAUUUUCCCUGGCCAAGAGGAUGGGCCACAAGGCUGGCCGCAGGUGGAGGCUUUCCAAGCCCGGCCAGACGACCUGCUCGUCGCCACCUACCCUAAAUCGGGCACGACGUGGCUGAGCGAGAUCCUGGACAUGAUCUACCAGGACGGUGAUGUGGAGAAGUGCCGACGGGAUGCCAUCUUCAACCGGGUGCCCUUCCUGGAAAUGAAGGCCCCCCAGAUGCCGAGCGGCGUCGAGCUGCUGGAGAAAACCCCAUCCCCGCGGCUGGUGAAGACCCAUCUCCCCAUCCAGCUCCUCCCGACCUCCUUCCAGGACAAGGACUGCAAGGUCAUCUACAUGGCCCGCAACCCCAAGGAUGUCGUCGUCUCCUACUACUACUUCUACCAGAUGGCCAAGAUGCACCCCGACCCUGGCACGCUGGGCGAGUUCCUGGAGACCUUCAUGGCUGGCAAAGUGGCCUAUGGGUCCUGGUAUGAGCACGUGCGGGGCUGGUGGGAGAAGAAGCAGGAGAAGCAGCUCCUCUACCUUUUCUAUGAGGACAUGAAGAAGGACCCACAGCAGGAGGUGCAGAAGAUCUUGCGGUUCCUGGGCAAGGAGGUGGCGGAGGAGACGGUGGCGAGGAUCCUCCACCACACCUCCUUUCAGGAGAUGAGGAAGAACCCUGCUGCCAACUAUGAGACCAUGCCCACCGCCCUGAUGGACCACAGCCUCUCCCCCUUCCUCCGGAAAGGGAUCUCCGGGGACUGGAAGAACCACUUCACCGUGGCCCAGAAUGAGCGCUUCAACCAGCACUACCAGGAGCACAUGGCAGGCUCCGACCUCCGCUUCCAGAUGGAGGCGUGA